GUGUUGAGUCACAAUCCCCCAGUCUUAGUGUACUUGCUCAGGGGCUCGCUGUUCUUCUGGAUAUGUACAAGGCUAAUCCCGAGAAUGUUGCGGAAGUGGAACUGCGCCCUAUGGCUUGUCACCCGGGAGGUCCCGACACCGCCAAACAACGACAUCCAGCUGACCACCACAAUCGAUGCCCGGUUGCCACUUUGAGGAUUCAAAAUGAAAUUUUGUCCUGGUUGAAGAUCUGGAGCUUUCCGGGUUCCUUUCGCUAGCGCCCGCUAUUUGCUUGUUCCUGGAUUGUCUUGAUGUUAAAAAAUGGAGAUUGCUUGGGCAGUGUCGGAACUCUAUUGCUCCUUUGAGACCAGGGACGGACAAACUCGGUGUUUUCAGUCAGCUCUCGUAUUCCAAAUUUUUCCCUGAAAGGAGUUGCAACUGGGGGCAGGAAAGGACGAUAUAAACGUCCCGUGUCUAGUGCUGUCCGACACAUAUGGACCAUCAUCACAAACCUCAAGCGAGUUCCAUUACAACUUCACAUCACUCCCUAAACUCUCGAUGAACACCCCCAAAGUAAACAUACUCCACGCUCCAGGACAAGCGGCCCAACUAAGCCGUGCCCUGAUAUCAACCUGCCAUACUCGGCCUCUCCUGCUCGCGGGCUCUCGAGUGGCCACUUCCUUACAUCCAACACAGACGAACCUCUCUUCCCCAUCACCUCGCAAUCUCUCGACAACAAGCGUUACUCGACUGAAGGAUUUCUUCCCGGCCAAAGAGACCGCCUAUAUCCGGCAGACACCACCCGCGUGGCCUCAUCAUGGAUGGACAGAGGAAGAGAUGACCUCGGUUGUUCCCGAGCACCGGAAACCCGAGACUGUGGGCGAUUGGCUCGCAUGGAAACUCGUACGAAUCUGUCGAUGGGCCACUGAUAUAGCGACGGGCAUACGUCCAGAGCAGCAAGUUGAUAAACACCACCCGACGACCGCCACCAGCGCGGACAAACCUCUGACCGAAGCCCAAUGGCUCGUCCGCUUCAUCUUCCUCGAAUCCAUCGCCGGCGUUCCCGGCAUGGUAGCCGGCAUGCUCCGCCACCUGCACUCCCUCCGCCGGCUCAAACGAGACAACGGCUGGAUCGAGACUUUACUUGAAGAAUCGUACAACGAGCGCAUGCACCUCCUCACCUUUAUGAAGAUGUGCGAACCCGGCCUCCUCAUGAAGACGCUCAUCUUGGGAGCGCAGGGCGUCUUCUUCAACGCCAUGUUUCUCAGCUACCUGAUCUCCCCCAAAAUCACCCACCGGUUUGUCGGUUACCUCGAGGAGGAGGCCGUACAUACCUACACGCGGUGCAUCAGGGAGAUUGAGGAAGGUCACUUGCCAAAGUGGAGCGACGAAAAGUUUGAGAUCCCGGAGAUGGCGGUGAGGUAUUGGCGCAUGCCGGAGGGGAAGCGGACGAUGAAGGACUUGAUCCAUUAUAUCCGCGCGGACGAGGCAGUGCACAGGGGCGUUAAUCAUACAUUGAGCAAUUUGGACCAGAAGGAGGAUCCGAAUCCGUUUGUGAGCGACUAUAAGGAGGGCGAGGGCGGGAGGAGACCGGUCAAUCCGGCUUUGAAGCCGACGGGAUUUGAAAGGGCGGAGGUCAUCGGUUGAUCUUGGGCGGAAGGUCUUGACAGAUGGUUGUGGUUUGGGUUCAUGAAGCCAGGCGUUUUUGGACCAAGUUGUUGUAUUAUGCGUGUUACACUAGAUACCCCCCACUCUCUUUGCUGUUUCUGGCGUUUUGGUAAAAAAGAUACUGGGUUCUUCUCUCUGUGCAGCAGUUCACUGUUUCAAGGUGUGUACUUGUUUCGGAUCUUCACUCCGAAGGUCGUUGAUCUCUCAUGAUCAACUAUAUCUAGC
This is a messenger RNA of Neurospora crassa OR74A, 1872 nucleotides long. RefSeq names its product alternative oxidase (gene aod-1). Gene Ontology annotation, molecular function: alternative oxidase activity. The record is from RefSeq and is a predicted model, not a curated record. NCBI's taxonomy places the organism in Eukaryota, Fungi, Ascomycota, Sordariomycetes, Sordariales, Sordariaceae. Gene Ontology annotation, biological process: alternative respiration. The coding region runs from base 538 to 1626 and encodes 362 amino acids. The transcript has 3 exons. Gene Ontology annotation, cellular component: mitochondrion.